GUAUAGGAAAAGAAACCCCUAAAUCCAACGAAACCACGCGGACAAAAGCCUUCUUCUCUUUGACCCAUAUCGUCGUUUCACAGCCGAGAUUUGAUCCAACGAAAACGCGUCUUCAUCUUCCUCUUCCUCUUCCUCUUCGUCCUUCGAUUUGGCUGAAGUUGGAUUUUGAUAGCAGCUUUGUCUUUUUUUACUACAACCAAAUAUGGAUGACUGGGAGGAUGAACAAAUAGCACCACUUCCAGCAAAAGUUGUGCUUAAAAGUAACUGGGAUGAUGAAGAUGUAGAUGAGAAUGAUAUUAAGGACUCAUGGGAGGAUGACGACGACCAACCUGCUCCGGUAAAGCCUGCUCCUCCGAAGAAAGCAGCAAAAGCUGUUGAGAAAAAGGGCAAAGCAGCUGAAGUUGCUAAAGAAGAACCUUUAGAUCCUCUCUCUGAGAAACUCCGCAUGCAGAGGCUUGUUGAAGAAGCGGACUACAGGGCAACUGCUGAACUCUUUGGAACCAAGGGUGAAGAGAAAAAACUUGACGCCUUCAUCCCCAAGUCUGAAAGUGAUUUUCUGGAGUAUGCUGAAAUGAUUUCUCAUAGGCUUAGACCUUAUGAGAAAAGUUAUCACUAUAUCGCAUUGCUCAAAGCAGUCAUGAGACUUUCGGUGACCAACAUGAAGGCAGCAGAUGUUAAAGAUGUUGCUUCCUCCGUUACAGCAAUAGCAAAUGAAAAGCUUAAGGCUGAGAAAGAAGCUGCUGCUGGUAGAAAGAAGACAGGUGGCAAGAAGAAACAACUUAUUGUAGAUAAGGCCGAUGACGAUCUAGUAGCUGGUCCUUAUGAUGCCAUGGACGAUUUUGACUUCAUGUAGAUUAUAAGAGCUUUGUGAGGGAAUGCAGCUUCUAUUUUCUGGCAUCUAUGUGGAAGAAGAGCAAAAGUUUCUUAAUUACUGGGAUAUAUAGUUGGAAAAAGAAAGCUUGCUUUAUGGGUUUUGGUCUUGGGGCAUUAGUCAUGUUUUGUUUUGUUUUUAUGUUGGUAUACAAAUGUCUUAUCUGUGGUCAUGGUUCUCUUUAUCUACUAUUUAACUGAAACAUGGGAAAGAGAAAAAUCACGUGUUGUUCAUGUUGAAGUCUUAAGAAAGCUGAGUAAGAAACUUGGACGAAGA
Molecule: messenger RNA, 1147 nt
Organism: Raphanus sativus (radish)
Lineage: Eukaryota; Viridiplantae; Streptophyta; Magnoliopsida; Brassicales; Brassicaceae
Exons: 6
Coding region: 203-853 (216 amino acids)
Cellular component (GO): cytoplasm; eukaryotic translation initiation factor 3 complex
Molecular function (GO): translation initiation factor activity
Source: RefSeq, a predicted model, not a curated record